This is a messenger RNA of Ficedula albicollis (Collared flycatcher), 548 nucleotides long. RefSeq names its product feather keratin B-4-like. Lineage: Eukaryota; Metazoa; Chordata; Aves; Passeriformes; Muscicapidae. The coding region runs from base 126 to 548 and encodes 140 amino acids. The transcript has 2 exons. Gene Ontology annotation, cellular component: intermediate filament. The record is from RefSeq and is a predicted model, not a curated record. Gene Ontology annotation, molecular function: structural constituent of cytoskeleton.
ACCAACCCUCCAUCCCACCCUGCACGCGGCUCUCCAUCACCACUACAGCUUCAUUACGCCGCUAAUUACCACUCGUUCCUUGCCUUCCAGAACCGCCCGCGUUCCGGACUCACCCCCCCACAGCCAUGUCCUGCUACGACCUCUGCGCCCCCACACCCUGCGGCCCCACCCCGCUGGCCAACAGCUGCAACGAGCCCUGCGUGCGGCAGUGCCAGGACUCCACCUACGUGAUCCAGCCCUCGCCCGUGGUGGUCACCCUGCCCGGGCCCAUCCUCAGCUCCUUCCCCCAGAACACCGCCGUGGGAUCCUCGGCGUCCGCGGCCGUGGGCAGCAUCCUCAGCGAGGAGGGGACCCCCAUCAACUCGGGGAGCUCCUCCUCAGGAUUGGGGGGAUUUGGGGGAUUUGGGGGAUUUGGAGGGUUGGGGGGAUUUGGGGGAUUUGGGGGAUUUGGGGGAUUUGGGGGAUUUGGGGGAUUUGGGGGAUUUGGGGGAUUUGGGUACAGCCGGCCCUCCAGCCGCUACAGCUCCCGCCCCGGGGAGCCGUGCUAA